Molecule: messenger RNA, 926 nt
Organism: Arabidopsis arenosa
Lineage: Eukaryota; Viridiplantae; Streptophyta; Magnoliopsida; Brassicales; Brassicaceae
Source: the annotation of a GenBank genome assembly
ACAACUCCUGCAUGGAUUUGUGAAGCCACAAUAUAAACCCUCUUCCUUGACCCUUUUCCUAUAUAUUGUUUUAAAUAAUUUGGAUAGAUACUUUCAAUAUCUAUAUUUGUUCCAUGGAGGCUACUUCCAAUGGGUUGACGAAAGGUGCAUGGACUGCUGAAGAAGAUAGUCUCUUGAAGCAAUGUAUUGAUAAGUAUGGUGAAGGCAAAUGGCACCAAGUUCCUUUAAGAGCUGGGCUAAAUCGAUGCAGGAAGAGUUGUAGACUAAGAUGGUUAAACUAUUUGAAGCCAAGUAUCAAUAGAGAAAAAUUUAGCACUGAUGAAGUUGAUCUUCUUCUUCGCCUCCAUAAGCUUCUAGGAAAUAGAUGGUCCUUGAUCGCGGGUCGAUUGCCUGGUCGUACCGCAAAUGAUGUUAAGAAUUACUGGAACACCCAUUUGAGUAAGAGGCAUGAACUGUGUUGUAGUUCCAAAAUGAAAAAGAAAAACAUUACUUCCCCUCCUACCACACCUGCCCAAAAAAUCGAAGUUUUCAAGCCUCGACCUCGAUCCUUCUCCGUUAAAAACGCAUGUAGCCAUCUCAAUGGCUUUCCAAAAGUUGAUGUUAUUCCUCCAUGCUCUGGACUCAACAACAAUAAUGUUUGUGAAAGUAGUAUCAUAUGUGGCGAAGAUGAGAAGAAUUAUGAGUCUGUGUAUAAAAAUCUAAUGGAUAAAGACAAUAUGUGGUUGAAGAGUUUAUUAGAGAGCCAAGAGGCAGAUGCACUGGGUCCAGAAGCAACGACAAUAGAAAACGGGGCCACUUUGGCAUUUGAUGUUGAACAACUUUGGAACUUGUUUGAUGGAGAGACUGUUGAACUUGAUUAGUGUUUAUGACUGUAUGUUUGUUUUUUUCUGCGUUUGUGUUUUGCAAAAUAAAAAGUUGUGUUUCGG